AUGUAUCUUAAACAUUGUUUUAUAAUGUAGUCUUUCCCACAUUGGCUACGUUCCUCAGAAAAGAGAGCAUUUCACAACACUAUGGGCGAAGUGAACUGUUAUGUUAGUGGUGAGAAUGCUACUCCCAUGACUAGCUGAAAAACAUUUGGCCGUAGCCUGGAGUUCAUGCGCAGGUUAAGUGCACAUGUGGAGAAUUCCAGACAUAUCUCCUCCCAUCUCUCUGCUCGGUCUCUCUGAGCUGAUCUCUCGUUUCUGUACCUGAGCCAUAAGAGUCAACAAAGACCAGAACACCAAACAAACACAAGCCCGGGGACCAGAAAGGGCUCUUUGUGAGCGGGGGGCGAUAAUAGAACCAGAUGGCACAGGGUUUGGAAUGACCACACUGCUUUUAAAAUGACGCUGAUGACUACAUUUCCCAGAAAUCCUAAUUCUGCUGUUCUGCAAGCCUAUGUGUCCUCCAGCCACCAGAUGGCGCUGCCCAGUCCCAACACCAACAGCAGCAGCUCGAGUAGUGCGGGAGGCGGGGAACAGCUGAGCAAAACCAACCUGUACAUCCGUGGCCUACAUCCGGGGACCACUGACCAAGACCUUGUCAAGCUCUGCCAACCGUAUGGAAAGAUUGUGUCCACCAAGGCUAUUCUGGACAAAACUACCAACAAGUGCAAAGGCUAUGGCUUUGUGGAUUUUGACAGUCCUGCAGCAGCACAGAAGGCUGUGACGGCGCUCAAGGCCAGCGGGGUUCAAGCUCAGAUGGCCAAGCAACAGGAACAGGACCCUACCAACCUGUACAUCUCUAACCUGCCCAUGUCCAUGGACGAGCAGGAGCUGGAGGCCAUGCUCAAAUCCUUCGGUCAGGUGAUUUCCACACGGAUCUUACGGGACGCCAGUGGAACCAGCAGAGGCGUAGGAUUCGCAAGGAUGGAAUCCACAGAGAAAUGUGAAGCCAUCAUUCAGCAUUUUAAUGGAAAAUAUAUCAAAACCCCACCUGGAGUGCCAGUACCUACAGAACCGUUGUUGUGCAAGUUUGCUGACGGAGGACAAAAGAAGCGACAAAACCAAGCAAAGUACCUACAGAACGGCCGAGCCUGGCCUAGAGAUGGUGAAACGGGAGGAAUGACGCUCACGUAUGACCCAGCGGCCUUACAGAACGGGUUUUAUUCUCCACCGUACAGCAUCACUCCAAACCGAAUGAUCGCUCAGACCUCUCUGUCUCCAUACAUGCCCUCACAAGUACCAUCCUACCAGGUGCACAGCCCGUCCUGGAUGCAUCAUCAGUCGUACCUCAUGCAGCCCACCGGGGCCGUUCUGACUCCAGCUAUGGAUCACCAGAUGUCCAUUCAGCCCACGUCUAUGAUCGGACCCCUGACCCAGCAGCUCGGUCACCUGUCGCUCGGCAGCGCUGGCACGUAUAUACCUAACGCAGCUAUGCAAGGAUCGUAUAUCCCUCAGUGCACCCCAGUGCCUCCCUCUACUGUUACAUUAGAGGAAAACAGUGGACAGCAGCAGCAGCUUUCCAUGGAGACGCCUUCAGAACACACUAAUUAUUCCUAUCAGCACAGCAAAUGAAGCUACGGUCCUCUGGAGGUGCUGCUCCGCGCUCUGGACACUCGGGGUUUACCACAGACAGAGUCCCAGAGCAAUCCGGAUCUUUUGUAGGACAUCACUCAUCUUUUGUUCGACUCCUCUCUCUCUUCAGGAGUCACUCAGCCAACGGCGGGAGACUGUGCAAAAGAGCUAGCAAUCUUUCAUCUAUUUUGAUAACAAAACCAAAAAAAAACAAAACAAAA
This is a messenger RNA of Carassius gibelio (silver crucian carp), 1787 nucleotides long. Its product is annotated as RNA-binding motif, single-stranded-interacting protein 2. Gene Ontology annotation, molecular function: mRNA 3'-UTR binding; poly(U) RNA binding; poly(A) binding. Bases 394 to 1566 code for a protein of 390 amino acids. The transcript is spliced from 14 exons. Lineage: Eukaryota; Metazoa; Chordata; Actinopteri; Cypriniformes; Cyprinidae. Gene Ontology annotation, cellular component: cytosol; nucleus; ribonucleoprotein complex. The record is from RefSeq and is a predicted model, not a curated record.